Messenger RNA from Platichthys flesus (European flounder), 5278 nucleotides. Its product is annotated as ras-related protein Rab-14-like. Lineage: Eukaryota; Metazoa; Chordata; Actinopteri; Pleuronectiformes; Pleuronectidae. Gene Ontology annotation, biological process: phagosome maturation; defense response to bacterium; Golgi to endosome transport. The record is from RefSeq and is a predicted model, not a curated record. The coding region runs from base 174 to 821 and encodes 215 amino acids. The transcript is spliced from 8 exons. Gene Ontology annotation, cellular component: recycling endosome; Golgi apparatus; trans-Golgi network. Gene Ontology annotation, molecular function: GTP binding; GTPase activity.
UGGAACUGUGGCGGAGCGACCUGUUCUCCCGCCGCUGAGGAAGAGUCGCGGAAGAGGGGCAAGGUUUCCUGACUGUGAAGCAGCUAACUACCAGAAGCGUCUGUUUACCAGCGGGUUCAGCAGCGGGUUCAGCAGGUCACAGGUCAGAGAGACCCCGGGACCGAAGCAUCAAGAUGACGGCCGCACCUUACAACUACUCGUACAUCUUCAAAUACAUCAUCAUUGGGGACAUGGGAGUAGGGAAGUCAUGUCUGCUGCACCAGUUCACUGAGAAGAAAUUCAUGGCGGACUGUCCCCACACCAUCGGGGUGGAGUUUGGGACGAGGAUCAUGGAGGUCCACGGUCAGAAGGUGAAGCUGCAGAUCUGGGACACGGCCGGUCAGGAGCGGUUCAGAGCCGUCACCAGGUCUUACUACAGGGGGGCCGCCGGCGCCCUCAUGGUCUACGACAUCACCAGGAGAAGUACCUACAACCACCUGAGCAGCUGGUUGACAGACGCCAGGAACCUGACCAACCCCAACACGGUGAUCAUUCUGAUCGGGAACAAAGCCGAUCUGGAAGCUCAGAGAGACGUGACGUACGAGGAGGCCAAACAGUUUGCUGAGGAGAACGGUUUACUGUUUCUAGAGGCCAGCGCUAAGACGGGGGAGAACGUGGAGGAGGCCUUCCUGGAGGCAGCCAAGAGGAUCUACCAGAACAUCCAAGAUGGCAGUCUGGACCUGAACGCCGCUGAGUCGGGAGUCCAGCACAAACCCUCAGCGCCACAGGGAGGCCGCCUCAAUGCCGACAGCCAGCCGGCUAAAGAGGGCUGCAGCUGCUAACCACAGACAGAAACCACAGACCCAUCGGACGGACUGACGGACGGAGACAGACACGUACACAGAGAUCCCCUCUUCUCCAGCCACCAACAUCCACCUCCUGUCCAGAGAGCAUCAGGCCGGAUUCAGAUGAACCAUAGCAGCCCACAGUUUGGUUCUUAAGUCAACCAGCUCCCCCCACAGAGAUACGGACCAGAAUCAAAUCCAUCACUAAACAGUUUCCUGACUAAAUAAAUCAUUUCCUGUUCACAUUGAAUCCCUCAACACGAAUUCCAACCCCUCAAGGUCGGCACCUGGAUCCCACUGGGACCCAGUGUGGAUCCCACUGGGACCCAGUGUGGACCGUCCUCAGCCCACAUCCAGGCUCGUGUGGACCAAACCCCGGCCACGACAGACUGUUCUAAUUCUAAAAUAAGACGGCAGUCCUCCCAGAACCCAAUCGUAUUGUUUCUUUUUUUUAAACCGGACCUCUAUUUGGACUGUUCCGAGUUUGGAACUCUGUUGGUCUUUAUUGGUCCUUGUGUGACAGAACCUCAGCUCAUUCAGAACGUGGAACCCUCGUGUCUCAAGAGACAAACGUACAAUUCUCAAAUUCAGACAUAUCACCGGCAAAAUCAGCGUGUCACAAAAACAUGUCUCAUUUAUUACAAACCUGGAGUUGAGGUGGUUUUCAUCCUUUAUUCAGACAAGCUGGGCUCAAACCUCCGGGUCCUUCUCAUCGACCAGAGUCUGAACCAACAACCCUUUUCCCCAAGGCGUCAGCUCCUCCCAGUCUGGAGUGUGGUGGCCCAGUUCAAGUUAGAGUAAUCCAAAGAGUCAAAGUAACAGGACGAGUGGGUUGACUUGCUUCUACAUGUGGACGCUGGAGAGCUGGACGCCCUCGCUCCAAACUGAGAAGGUCGACAGCUCUCAUUUGGAUUCAUGCUCGAGUCGGACUGUUCAAAUCCCACAAUUAUACAUCUGUGAACUCACCAGCAUUCCAAGAUUAGAUCCCCCUCCAGACCCAGUCUCCUGAUCUGAGUCACGGGAGGACAGACAUGAUCCUCCCUCCAAGUGGACGACCCUUGUCCCAAAGACGGAACACGGGAGGUGCGUUGAGACUCAGACACCCUGAGUUCCACUGAGACAUCCGGACGCAUCCAGAGCUCAGGCUCCAACUGGACCUCCACGCCUCCUCCAGACCAACGAUGAGGGUCGUCCAGGUCCAGAGCGACCUUCGUCCCAACAUGAGACGCCAGUGAAGACCAGUUCAGAUACAGAUCGGAAUCCGGACAAUCCAACAUUCCAAAUCUGGACUUCUCUCAAAUUCGGAUCGCCCACCUUCCAUCUCUGGAUAUUUCUCUGAGCAGAUUUCGAGCAGCUCAAGUUUGAACGCUCUCAAUUCAAGGAGCUCUUUUUAGAUCUAGACCUCCAGGUCCCGUUAGGCCUCAAUCUCCUCUGAACCCAGAUGGUCCCCACGCCCAGUUCUGACUGCGCUCUGUGAGAGUGAGUGAGUCUUCUGGAUUGAUAUUAGUAUUUGUGUCUUGUGUGUGUGUGUGAUAUGCCAUCAUCUGUUGUUCAGUUAGAAGAGUCUUUGAAAUUCGUGCUUUAAAACUAUAAAUUCUAUCACAGAGUGGCCUGGACAACUGAACCCGCCUCUGGGAUUACUUUCCUCCCUUUGCUCCAUUUCAUGCCUCAGAUCACAAGUUCCCAAACCAUUCUGCUCGUCGCUCAGUUAUUCCCUCACCUGUGCAGAUUGCUGGAGCGUUGCGUUGUCACCUUGUUGUGAUCAGAUGUGUCUUUGUGUCUUCUUGUUGGACGCCCGUCCAGUCAGCCUUGGAUUCGGGGGAAAGAGCUUCUCCACUGAGGAGGAUUCAUCGUGCUCGGUGGUGCACAACCUGAGAAAGUAACACUUUUGUCAGGUUGUGCGACCGUUUCUUACAAAUCCCCGUCUACAGAAACACAUUUAACUUUACGAAAAAAGAUGGAUCCAGGGUUUUUAUGUUUGACCUUUAUUAUGCAUCAGAAGAUCCGACCACUGCUUCUCUAGUUUCGACCUGUAGUUCUCUAAAAGUUCACCAACUCUCAAUGUGCAAUACUUAAAGCCUUAAAAUACUACAAACAAACUUUGUCCAAUUUCCUCUAAAUAACUGAGUUCCUGUUUUAUCGCAGCUGGAGAAGUGAUCAGAGCCUCCCGCUCUGCGUGGAAUCACAUCAACGUGAAGCUUUAACACACUUCAUCCAAAAUGAUGGAUCCCAGUCUGACUCGAUUACUUUUCCAAACAAAGACAUUCAAACACUGCUUGUUGCUCAAAAACCAGUCGUUCUAGAGUCUCAGGUCCAGUCCCCAGUACCAGGAAUGUAUCGGCCCCUAAAUACUCCCACUCCACCCAAUAACCCCCCCAUCUCUGCACCACCCGGUUCCCCUGUGUUAAACCUGCCGUGUGGAGAGAUGCAGCUACUGGCCGACGAAGAGGGAACAGGAUUCUUGAAGGUCACCACUGGUCUCUCAGUGGAUCUCCAGUUCAGGAUUGCUUCUUAAUACAUUUUUCCUCUUGUUGAAUUUAAAAAAAAUCAAAUAGUGAAAUGUUUAUGUCACUGCGCCCCCUAGUGGUCAUUUCCUCUUCCCUGUGAAGUCCGAUUCAGGGACGAAAAAUGACAAACGAGGCAAAACAGCUUCUUUGUUUUCCUUCAAACACUCGAGCAGGAUUAUUACCAUUGACCUGAAUCGUCCUGGUUCGUUGUUUCAAGUGUUCGACUCAUUUCUAAUUUAACUAACAGUUAUUGAUCUACCACACGAGUAAAUGUCACAACUGGGUCAUAUGACAGAAUAUUCCUCGUUAAGAACCGUUGGGCUCUGAUGAGCUUCAUCACAGAAACGGUCCCGCUGCACUAAACCUUCUUUAUUCUGUUCAUUUUGUUGAACAAGCUGCACUCGUUGAUUUCUGUCACGCGGAGAGAAAAUAGAAAUAGAUGCACAUUUUAUACCAAAUAUUGUUUUAUUCAUUUGACUGUUUUAAAACUAAUCGAUUAAAACGCCCUCGAUCUGAUUCCACUCUCGUUCUCUCUGAGGGAUCCAAGUCAAAUUUACUCAAGAUGAAAAGAUUCAAGCUUCAUGUCCAGAAGGAAAAUGUCCUGAUGUCAAAAUGCAACAACUCUCUUUCAACACCUGGAAGGAUUCAGAGAAAUCUCUAACCCAACCAAGUCGUGUGCAGGUUUCUGAUGAGUCAAAGUAUUACUAAUGUAGAGUCUGUGGGCUUUGAGAAUACUCUGUAAUACUCUGUAAUACUCUGACUCACCACUUGUACUGUUGGAGUUUGUUUCUGACAGAAACAGAACUCGUCACCCGGAGCCGGCCCUCUCCAGACAUUAUCAACAGACCACAGAUCAGUCCAACGCUAAGCCUAUAUCACUUAAUAAUACAUAAUUAGUAAUGAACCUGAAAUUAAGUUUGUUUUUCAUUUACUGUCAAUUAGUUGAUAAAUUAAUUUGUACCUCUUUGAUGAAAAAUUGUAAAAUCUAAUUCUUUUGUUCUCAUAGUAGAAAAACGUUAAAAAGCUCAAUGAACUUCAGCAGGAAAAAUUCAGAACCACAAAAACUAAUGAAUCAUUUUCUAGUAUUUUUAUUCUUAUAAUUAUUAUUAUUACAUUCUCUUCACUUUGUUUCCUUCUUAGUGUAAACGUGUAACAUUAUCAAAUUAUUAUCAGCAUCAUCUCUUAAAUAUUCGCUCUUGAGUUUUACUCCAGGUGACGUCCUAGGUUUCAGAUUUCUAUUUGCUUUGGAGGAAGUUUCUAAAGGAAGAAGAAAGAGUUUAUUUGAGUUAAAUUUGAAAAAAAAAGCAAAGAUUUUGAAGUUCCCAGAGAGCAACUGGUCAAACAGCCGCCGGUCACUGGAUCCAACAAGAACAGCUGAUGGGACCUUGUUGUGUCCGAAGCCUGAAACUUCCCCAUCGACACGUUUCAUUUAAAAACAUCCAAUGGUUGAUGAACACGAGACUUCCAUCCGCUAACAGCAGUGCCAGCAGGGGGCAGUGUCGAGACGUUAGUUUAAAGAGGGUAUUUCAACAUUUAAUCAGAAAAUAAAUCAAUAAAAAAUAAACACAUUUCUUCUUGUAUCCAUAAAGUCCUGUAACAAGCCCAGAGGGGUUUUAAAUCGUAGAGUGUGAUUGAAGCAAAUCUGCAUUUUAAAUGCUGACACUGAUCGGCCAGGUGGUGGCGCUGUGAUCAGGCUGCUGCACAGGUCGGACAGAGGAAGAGUCUUCUUCCCGCUCACUGGCUGUAACGUGCUCUGUACUUUCUAUUCUUUUGUUGUUCUUCUGUAACGUCUGUUGAUUUUUUCUGUCGGCUAAAGUAACAAAAAUGCUUCUUAUUCGUUGACUAUUUAUAUUCUUAAUCUGUAAUUUGAUUUUCUUCAGCUGUUCCAUUGUACGACCACAAGGAUUCAGUUAUUUGUAAAUAAAGUAUAUAUAUAUAUAUACUGUA